Messenger RNA from Gongylonema pulchrum, 1095 nucleotides. The record is from the annotation of a GenBank genome assembly. NCBI's taxonomy places the organism in Eukaryota, Metazoa, Nematoda, Chromadorea, Rhabditida, Gongylonematidae.
AUGUCGCUGUGCUUUCGUCCUUUUUAUAUUCGGUUUGCAGAAUUUCAUGACACUGAGGAUACGAAGAAAAUCGCUGGUGCCCGAGCGGAGAGUGUGCUGCAGGAUGCGGCAUCAGCAGCACAGGGUAACCACAACAACCUGAACGCAAUGGGUGUUUCCAUCUGUGGUUCAUCGAAUGAUUCUGUUCUGCGGAAUGGCGCCUCAGAUUCGCGACUCUACGAAUCGGCGAAUGCCUUCGAUGCCAAGGAGGAAUGUGCCCGAUUGAAGGAUGAAUUGGCUUUGCAAGUGACCGAGAAAGCACAACUUGCGGCGCAGCUUUCGGAGUUGGAGGAAUGUGCCCGAUUGAAGGAUGAAUUGGCUUUGCAAGUAACCGAGAAAGCACAACUUGCGGCGCAGCUUUCGGAGUUGAGCGGAUAUUAUUCGCAAAUCCACGCCGCUUAUUCGAAAUUAUCGGAAUGCAUCGAGAAUGGCGAUACGUCGGGCUCUGCUCUACAAACGCAGCUUGCCCAUUUACAAACGAUUGAAUUGAACGAUAAAACUUCGCGUAUCCUGUCGUUGGAGGCAGAAAUCAGUUCGCUGCGUAAGGAAGUGACAUCGCUUAGUGGUGCUAUGCAGAGGCAAGCGCAGGAAGCAGAAAGUGAUCGGAAAGAAGCACUGACUUGGCAGGACAAACUUAUUCGUGUGCAGCAGGACAGGAAUGACGCACAGGAACGUUUGCGAGUAUGCAUGAAAGAAACGGAGGCCGCACAGGCGGAGCUCGAGGAGGCUCACAAACAGCUGCGCAUGAAGGACAUUUACCUUCGUCAACUUGGUGCUUAUACAGGCGCUACCGCACCAACAGCUACCGAUACUCGGAAUUUUAGUGGUAAGUCUGAAAAUAUACUUCCGGUGAAAAUAUCAGUAAAAUUUUGUACAGUCGGCAUUAAGUUUUUUAUGCGUUUUGUGCUGUGUAACAGAAGUACAAAACGCAUAUUGUCACGGGGUUGUCUGUGUGUGUUUGUAUGUGUGUGUGUCCGCAGCAACUUGUUCGCAACUUUCAACUCCACAAAAGCUGGGAACCACAAAAGUUGGGAACCACAAAAGCUGGGAAGCUGA